Messenger RNA from Linum tenue, 1585 nucleotides. Lineage: Eukaryota; Viridiplantae; Streptophyta; Magnoliopsida; Malpighiales; Linaceae. The record is from the annotation of a GenBank genome assembly.
AGUGACUGAAGUGCAAAUGCAAGGUAGACUCAAAUUCCACUAGUGCCUGGUAGAAACUAGAAAGGGGAAGACGAAACUGCUAGGGAAAAAUGAUGGGAUCGUCGUUAUCAUCCUCUGCGGCCGGAAUUCCGCCGUGGUGGGUUCAAUUCGAUAUUCAGAAGGCCGGAGUCUCCGCCGCAGCUAUCAGCCUCAGAACAACAGCCGGUUCUUUUCGCAUUGACUACCUUCUCCGCUCCUUCUUCAAGAAAUUUCCUCAUCUCAAUCACAUACCUAGAGUGAAGGAUUUGUGGUGUGAGAAAGCCUCCCAAAUUCAGGACUUCAAUUUACUCAAAACCUCAAACGAUUUAUUCGCUUCCACCAGUGCAUAUUGCCUUUGUCUUCUCCAUGGGACAGAAGAAGAGAAGAAUUCUGGAACUAAAAAACAAACGCAUUCGGAGACAUCUGGAAGAAAACCAUCUGGCGGAAGACUGUGCACAAACGUUCUUCUUGCUGUUAAUGUUCUAGUUUUUGCAGCUCAAAUUGCAACAGACGGAAAGCUACUGUUUAUGGGAGCUAAGGUCAACAGCCUCAUUGACAGAGGGGAAAUAUGGAGAUUGGUGACCUCUUCAUUUUUGCAUUCUGGCUUUUUGCAUCUCAUGGUCAAUUCUUGGUCCUUUGAACCUCUAAUUUUCUUUUUCGUCAUGGCUGGUUCGGUAAGGCUGAAAUGUGCUCUGCAAUCUGUCCAGGUUAACUGUUAUUCUUUGAAUUCGGUUGGCCCUACCAUUGAGAGUCUUAUUGGACCAAAGAGAUUUCUAGCAGUCUAUUUCACCUCUGCAAUUGCAAGUUCGGCAACAAGUUAUUGGCUGUGCAAAGGCCCCUCAGUUGGUGCCUCCGGAGCAGUCUUCGGAUUAGUAGGUCUUCUCAGACUCGAGAGAUAUGAAACUCUACUGAUUUCUUUGUGGGUUGGGUCCCUAGCUGUGUAUGUCAUGCGGCAUAAAACCAUGAUACGAGGUGGCAAACAGGAACUACAGUACAUAGCACAAAUGAUACUCCUAAAUAUGGUUAUUGGUCUACUUAACCCGCAAAUUGACAACUGGGGCCACGUAAUUAGGAGGGUUGUUGGUGGGAUCGCUACAUCAUGGGUGGUUGGACCUGCCUGGACAUUGGACUAUCUGUCCAAAGAUGGCCGCAGAGUUUUCAUCGACAGGGCACCCCUCAAAUCUCUCACCACAAGAAAAAGAAACGGGGUCCCCUAGGCUGCUGACCUUGCUAAAUUCCAAACUACAUGGAUCCCACCCUCAUAGUUCUUGUACCUGUAUUGCUGUUUCUUUUUGUUUUGGAUCGUCGACAUAUACAGAUUGAUAGACCAAACAGCGAUACAUCCAUAGGGAUUGUUUGAGCCCCCAUUUGUAUGUUGUGUUGUAUCCGAUUAGGCGAUUACGAUCAAUUCCAACCCGCUGUAUUCUGCAACUGUUGUUAUCAGCUGUAAAACAAUGGUUGUAUUCCUCAAUUCCAACCCGCUGUAUUCUGCAACUGUUGUUAUAGGUUGUAUUCUUCCAUGUUUACUGCAUUUCCAAGUGGGACGAUAUGUGUUAAUAACAUGGUU